CCAAAAACAAAACAUUCCAAACAGCUUUUAAAAAUGGCAGAAAUAAAACUUUCCUCAGUUUAAAGAAAAGUAUAGAAAAGAAAAUGCCAAAUGUUAAUCAUUUUAAAGCCUCAAAUUUCAGAUGAAAUGGAUUUAUCCUCCAAACUUCCACAUAAAACGAAAGCAUACCUAAAGAACCUAAAUUAUUUUUGGAACCAAAAAUCAACAUCGGAAUUUGGGAAGCAAAUCGCAACUUUUGUUUAAUAAAUUGUCUGCAUCAAUAAUAAUUGCUGCAUGAACUACAGAAACCUUCCUAAAUACUAGACCAAUUAUUUCUGCAUGAUUGGUGGACAAGGAGCAGAAUAAUAAUGAUCACAUAAAUCAUCCUCUUAUUUUGAGUUGGUUCUGAAAUUUACAGAUAGAAAGGUCAGAGUUAACCAGAACAUCUACUGACAAUAACAUAUACAAUGAAUAUAUCAUUCUAUUCCCUCUUGCUCUAAUGACAAGGACUUGACUAUUUACUGCUAUAAACAUUACAAUGUUUUCAAAUUAUAAUUAUGUUUGUACACUCUGCUGGUCCAGAACAGACCAUGGUGAUGAAUCAUGGAUGAAAGAGAACUACAGCAAUGAAAUGCCAGAGAUAUCUCCUUUUUUCCCUUUUGUUUCCUUUUUUUUUUUUUGGGGGGGGGGGGUGGUUUGUGAUGGUUCAACCCUAAAACCUUGAGAACUACAGAAACCAUAUCCCACUAGUAAUCAUGUCUACCCAAUCAAUCCUUUACGUUAUCAUGAGAAAACAGAUGGAAUGUUGACAUCACAAUAAUGGCUACUCCCUCCGUCCCAGAAUAUAAGAAGUUUUAGAGUUAGACAUGGUUAUUAAGAAAGUAGGUAGAAGUGAAUGGUGGAGGGUUGUGAUUGGAUGAGUAGUGGAGGUAGGUGGAAAAAGUGAAUGGUGGAGGGUUGUGAUUGGUUGGGAAGAGAAUGUUGGGGGAGAAGUUGUUAUAUUUUGGGACAACUCCUAAGGGCUAAAAGUAGUUAUAUUUUGGGACGGAGGGAGUACCAACUAAGGAUGCAGAGCUGCAGGCUUAGUGCUAUUACCUGCCUGGUGUGCACUUAUGCUAUUAUUUCAAAAUACCAAAUCAUCAUUACAAUAUUGUUAGUGGCAAUGCGGCACAUUAUAAAUUAGUAAACUAGGAUCAGAGCAGUUGUUUGACAAGUUAGCUGGAAUAUAGCUUAUGCUGAUCCAAAUCAUCUGAUGUUAGCCAUGAUAUAGUCCAAUAAACUGGCAUCCAGAUCCAAUUAACUGGCCUGCCAGUUUCCCCGUAACCUGAUUAACCCAAUCCAUCUAAAAAAAAUCAUCAAACUAUACAAUUGCAGAUUGCAAAGGCAGAAGCACUAUUGCUACCGAUCCAGAAAUCUGUGCUUCACUUGGAGAAUGAUCUGGAGAGGAAAUAAACAAUUAAGAUAUAUUACUAUCAGGCAUUGCAUGUGAAAGUACAGGAUCAGAAGUGGUAUGGACUUUCAUCCGCCUGGUGGUUUCUUAAGUUACUUUCAGGAUCCAUCAAUUUUACAGAAUCAUCGACCUUUUGUGCCUCCAAAUUAUUAUCCUGCUGAACAAGUAGCACCAUGUUCAAAAUUACAUCCAGGAGCACAACAACCUGUCAACAUUGAUAGUGGUGAUGAAGAAGCCCCCAAUGUUAGGACUGAGAAGCGGUUGACAUGGUCAACAGAGGAGGACAUAAGACUAGUGAGUGCUUGGCUAAACAACUCGAAUGAUUCGAUCAGUGGUAAUUUUAAGAAAAAUGAUUGUUAUUGGGGAGAUGUUACUGCUGAGUAUAAUAGCACCACUCCCAAAAACAGGACAAGGCAAGAAAAACAAAUCAAAGACCGUUUUCAUAAAAUUAAGAAAAAUGUUGGCCGUUUCUGUUGUGUUUAUAAAGAGGUUAAAUCCAUAUAUGUUAAUGGACAAAAUGAUAUGCAACUCAGGGAAAAGGCUGAAGCAGCAUAUCAAGCAGAUUACAAGGAAGGCCCAUUUUCAUUUCUGCAUUGUUGGAACAUUCUUCGUGACCAACCAAAGUGGCAUGCUUACUUGGAGGAACUUGAGAAGCCAAACAAACCAAAGAUGGAUGAUGAAGUGGAAGUGAUGGAGCAAAUGUCCACUCCUAACAGUCCUGAAGAUAUUAAACGUCCAGUAGGAACAAAAACUGCUAAGGCGCAACGUAAUGGUAAAGGCAAACGCAAAAGGAAGGCAAAGGUUUAUCUAUCAGAUACUGAUGAUGAAAUUGACAAGCUUAAAGAAGUUCAGGAGAUGGCAAAUAAAGGUCGUGAUGAACUACUAGAGACUCAGAGGCAUGUUGCUAGUGAUAACCUUGAAUCAAAAAAGUUAGCGCACCUUGCAGCCAUGGAGCACAAGGAGGCUGUUAUGUUGGAAACAUAUCGGUCUCUCAUGUUACAAGAUACAAAAGAUAUGCCUGAUGAUGUUAGAUCCGAGCAUUUGAUGGCAUUGAAGUGUAUGAGGGAGAAGUUGUUUCCGUAAUACUAAGGGACAAUGGAAAACUUUGGUGCUAGCUUUUUGGUGCUUUCUGCUAUGGUUUUGGGAGGUAGUGAAGGUGCUCAAUUUGGCAGGUUGGCAGCUUGUUUUGGUUCUGCUUGAGAAAGAUAAUCUAGUUAUAAAGUAAUUUUUAGUAAUUCGCUGGUGUCAUGUAAGAACACUUGUGUUGUUACCAUCUAUUGGCAGUAUGGAUCAUUGUAAUGGCCUAAUUUCUUUUGUCGAAUGUUGAUGUAUGGAUCAUUGCAACAGACUAAGUUAUUUUGUCGGUCUAUGAAUUAGUUAUUUGUCAAUCUGUGAACAUUCUUUCGAUCAAGUAACAAUCUGAAUCACUAUUGUACUGUUUA
Molecule: messenger RNA, 2871 nt
Organism: Oryza sativa Japonica Group (Japanese rice)
Lineage: Eukaryota; Viridiplantae; Streptophyta; Magnoliopsida; Poales; Poaceae
Source: RefSeq, a predicted model, not a curated record